AUGGUCGAGUGGGCGACGGUCGUCGGCGACACGCUCGGGAUUCCCUCCGUCGUCAUGGGGCUGACCUUCUUAGCGGCGGGCACGUCCGUGCCGGACCUGCUGUCGUCGGUCAUCGUCGCGCGCCAGGGCCACGGCGACAUGGCCGUGUCGUCGAGCGUGGGCUCGAACAUCUUCGACGUGCUCUUCGGGCUCCCCGUGCCGUGGCUCUGCUACGCGAUCUACCACGACGAGCCCGUGCUCGUCUGCGCGGGCAACCUGGCCAUCUCCAUCAUGGUGCUGAUCGGCAUGAUCUGCCUCGUCGUGGGCAUGAUCAACUACAACAAGUGGCGGAUGACCAAGUCCAUGGGCAACGCGAUGUUCGUGUCCUACGGCUUCUUCGUCGCGCAGGACCUCAUCCGCGUCUUCCUGCCCAACGUCUUCGGCGGCGACUGCUAG
Molecule: messenger RNA, 435 nt
Organism: Aureococcus anophagefferens
Lineage: Eukaryota; Pelagophyceae; Pelagomonadales; Pelagomonadaceae
Exons: 1
Coding region: 1-435 (144 amino acids)
Biological process (GO): calcium ion transmembrane transport; intracellular calcium ion homeostasis
Cellular component (GO): membrane
Molecular function (GO): calcium channel activity; calcium, potassium:sodium antiporter activity
Source: RefSeq, a predicted model, not a curated record